Zootoca vivipara (common lizard) is the source of this 2271-nucleotide messenger RNA. NCBI's taxonomy places the organism in Eukaryota, Metazoa, Chordata, Lepidosauria, Squamata, Lacertidae. The record is from RefSeq and is a predicted model, not a curated record.
AUGUAUGACAACCUUUAUGAUGAAAAGAUGACAUAUGAUAUCAUGCUGGACCUACUAUUCACACAACAAGAAAAUGUGCAAAAGAAUGGACCUAAUAGGAAAUAUAUGAAUGAGGAUGUGUUUGCUGUCAUUGCUGGUCUCAAUGCAAAAAAUGCCUACCAGGUGGCAACGGUCUCAAGUGUCUUCAAGAUUCCACAGUUUAACUUUGGUGCAUAUGAGUCUACACUUAGAGGUACAACAGAUGUCCCAUUUUUGUAUCGAAUGUCACCAAGAGAAACUCUCCAACCCAUUGGAAUUACUCAGCUACUUUUGCAUUUCAGAUGGACAUGGGUUGGGCUCAUUGUUUCAAAUGAUGAUGAUGGAGAAAGCUUUGGUCAUAUCCUGACAUCUCUGCUUUUGCAGUAUGGCAUUUGUGUUGCCCACCAGUAUAAAGUAGGAGAAUCAAAAUAUGUGUGGGAUGAAACUUAUCACAACUAUAUGUCAAAGUUAUAUACAGAACUUUUCUUAAGUGAGAUAAAUGUGGUAAUAGUCAGUGGAGACUAUAAUUCGAUGAGUGGAUUACAAAACCUCAUGGGACGAAAUUGGGAGAUCAAUCCUGGGAAAGUUUGGAUCAUAACUGCUCGGUGGGAUUUCAAACAGCAUAUUGGUUUAUUUGUAACACCUCCAGAAACAUACAAAGGUGCCUUUUCUUUUUCAGUCCACAAAAAGCCUGUGCCAGGUUUUCAUGAGUUUCUUGGGAGCUUUAUGUCUGAUAAGCCAGUGAUUCGCUUUUUCAUGGAUUUCUGGUCAACUGCUUUUGUUUGUUAUUUUUAUGAAGACAGCUUUUCACGUUGUUCACAAAGUAAGAUGUGCACAGGCAAAGAGAAACUGGAAUAUCUGUCUGAGUAUACAUUUGAUAUGGAUAUGACUGGUGAGACCUAUGGCAUCUACAAUGCUGUGUAUGCUGUAGCCCAUGCUUUACAUGCCAUCCAUGAGUCAAGACCAAGAAGAGAUAGAAUUGAACAGCUGAAUAUUCCAUCAUGGCAGCUGAAUUCCAUACUGAAAAACAUCCAUUUUAACAAUGGUGCAGGGCAUGAAGUAUUGAUUGAAUAUGGAGAAGUUUCAGCUGGCUAUGAUAUCAUCAACUGGAUCAUUUUCCACAAUUUCUCUGCCAUUAAACCCAAGUUUGCAAGUAUUUCCCCUAACCAUGAGUUCACCCUCACUGGGAUAGAUGUUGUGUGGAACGACAGACAUAAACAGAUACCACCAAGUUCUAGGUGUGUUGAGAGCUGUCACCAUGGACAGCAAAGGAUGGUUCAAGAAGGGAAACCAAGUUGUUGUUAUGGCUGUAAUCCGUGCCCAGAAGACAUGUUUUCUAAUGAGACAGAUGCAGUCCAUUGUCUUAAAUGCCCAGAAGAUCAAUAUCCAAAUAGGAACAAAACCAAAUGUAUUCAAAAGGUUCUGAGCUUCCUUGCCUAUCACGAGCCCUUGGGCAUUGUAUUGGUUGUCCUUGCUAUCUUUUUUGCUGCAUUAACAGUUUUGGUAAUACACAUUUUUCUAAAAAGCUGGACUACUCCUAUUGUCAAAGCCAACAACCGGAACCUCACCUGUGUUCUGCUUGCCUCCAUCUUGCUUUGCUACCUUUCUUCCCUUCUCUUCAUUGGCAAGCCUGGGAAGCUGGGCUGCUUGCUCCGCCAAACAGCAUUUGGCAUCAUUUUCUCUGUUGUAGUUUCUUGUGUGUUGGCAAAAACCAUCAUGGUGGUCUUGGCCUUCCUGGCCACAAAGCCAGGCAACAGCAUGAGGAAAUGGCUAGGGCAGAAAGUAGUCACCUCUAUUGUUCUUUUUUGCUCGCUCAUUCAAGUGGGUAUUUGCAUUGUGUGGCUGUUAACUUCUCCUCCCAUCCCCAAUGCUGACAUGCACUCACAGGCUGGACAUAUUAUAUUGGAAUGUAAUGAAGGUUCCAUCACCAUGUUCUACUGUGUCUUGGGCUACUUGGGCUUUCUGGCCAUGAUCAGCUUCACUGUAGCCUUCCUGGCCAGGAAACUGCCAGAUACAUUCAACGAAGCCAAGUUCAUCACUUUCAGUAUGCUGGUGUUUUGCAGUGUUUGGAUCUCCUUCAUUCCAGGUUACUUGAGCACCAAGGGGAAAUACAUAGUGGCUGUAGAAGUUUUUGCCAUCUUGGCCUCCAACACUGGCCUCUUGCUUUGCAUAUUUCUUCCAAAAUGCUACAUCAUUGUUCUAAGACCUGAUCUGAACACAAGAAAGGUCCUAAUUGAAAAAAAGAGUUAUUAA